This is a messenger RNA of Sparassis crispa, 1365 nucleotides long. RefSeq lists its product as hypothetical. Gene Ontology annotation, molecular function: protein binding. The transcript has a single exon. Bases 1 to 1365 code for a protein of 454 amino acids. NCBI's taxonomy places the organism in Eukaryota, Fungi, Basidiomycota, Agaricomycetes, Polyporales, Sparassidaceae. The record is from RefSeq and is a predicted model, not a curated record.
AUGCCCGCGGUGCGAGGCCAUUCGACCCUCAAGCGUUUCUCUCGCGGCGCACAUGAGCUCGACGCUCGUGCUAACUCGAAGCCCAGUGUCACCGUGGUACUGAGCGAGACCACUAUUGGCGGGAUCGCCGUGCCCGUGUUCGUUACGGAGACGAUCACCCCAUCGUCAUCUGGCGUAUCGUCUUCCUCGGCAACAUCGGAAGCUACCAGCUCCCCUCCGAAUCAGUCCUCCAGCGUUCGCUCAAGCUCUGCCAGCUCUGCUUCUCAGAGCUCGCACUCGAGCCCGAGCUCUUCCAGUGCCCCUUCGAGUUCUUCUAGCGCAUCCUCGACUGCCCAGAGCAGCAUGUCUACGUCUCACGCUUCUUCCCCGGAAACUUCCAGUCAAUCUUCAUCCGCGACCGCAACACCCUCUAUCCCAUCUGCCACAUUCAUCUCCUCCACUGCGUCACCCACUCCGACCACCUUCAAUAAUUCAAAUGCGUCCUCAUCCACUGCCGUCGCGAAGAAGGGCCUCUCUGGCGGUGCGAUCGGCGGCAUUGUCGCCGGUGGUGCCGCGGUCGUCCUCCUCCUAAUCGUGUACUUCGUCCGCAAGCGCUUCCUCUACAAGCGGCAGAAGCGCAGGAAUUCAUGGGCAAUAGACGCGUUCUCGUCGGGGCCCGCCCAGCCUGCCGAUGGUGGUAACGUGUCUGAUCUCUCCCGCGUACCAUCGUUCAUCACGAGCAAUCGCGACAAUUUUUCGAUCCGCAGCGCGCAGCCGCCGGUGCAGUCGCCCCCGAUGCAACGGCGAGAUAUGCAGCCACCAUUGAUGCAGCCUCUGUCUCUGCAACAGCGCGCAAUGCAGCCGCCUCCGGUGCAAGCGGUCAUGCAGCCGUUUAAUCCGUACUCCCAGAUGUCACGUCAAGUAGCGCCGCCUGCGAUACCUUUCGUUCCCCUUCCAGCGGCUCCGCCGACAGCUUACAAUACACCUGCCCCUGCCGUCCUGCCGUCCGCUGCGCCACAAUUCCAUCCGAUAUCUCUUACGCCAUCCGCUGCCCCUGCCGCAGGUGGACAGACUGCCUUUGCGCUGAUUAAAUCUGCAUUCGUCCCUCGUCUCCCCGACGAGUUGUCAGUUAGCGCGGGCGAGAUGGUGCGCAUGGUCGCGGAGUAUGAUGAUGGGUGGGCCCGUUGUGCGAACAUGCGCGGAGAGCAGGGCGUCGUCCCGCUCGAGUGUCUCCAACGCCAGCGGCCGAACGCAAGUGGCGUGCAAGCGCCAGUUCUGCAGAAUCCGCAGCAACUCGCGUACGUAGGAGAGGGUACGGGCGACUGGCGGAUGUCCCAGCGCGAGAGCAGCCUUUAUCCCGCGCAAAACCCGAGCAUGGGAUACUAG